AUGUACACAGUCAAUACUCCAAUAGAUCUAGUUGGCAGAAAACCAAAAUUCAGCAAGCAUAUGAUCCCAAAUUGAUUGAUAUUUUCUCAGUAUGUCGUGUGUUUUAACAAAUGUUGGAUGCUUCUAUGAUAUUGCUGCUGUUCAAAGAUAUCUGUUCCCUAACUGGAAGAAAGAUGAAGGAGGAAAGGAUACAGAUGGUUGGGAGGAUGCAGAUUGGUCAUGGUCAGGAGAGGAGAGUAACAGUGUGAGUCUUAAUGUGAAAACAUCACUAAAUGCUGUUGCUUUUCAAAAAGAAGGGAGUGAGGUUGAAGCGGGCCCUCCAGACCAGGAUGCUUGGAUGCAGGAAUGUUCUAUAGCUCUAUCACCCACUAGUGAGCUAAUGGUCAUUGCCUUUGAACAAAAAGCUGUCUUCUUACAGCAAAAGUGGGAUCCCGAGGAGAAGGAUGGCGUAGAUAACAAAUAUCACAUCAUUUACAAAGGAAUGUUGAAUCAGGAGGAGGGGGAGUGCAUCACAUGUGCAAUGUGUGUCCCUUUAGCCUCACAGAAGAGAUCAUCUCAUGGAGCCCCAGACUGGACCUGUGUAGUUCUAGGUUUCACCUCAGGCUAUGUUAGAAUGUACACAGAGACUGGUUCCCUGCUCCUUUCUCAACUCCUCCAUGAAGACCCAGUACUCAAAUUGAAAGGUAGAACGUAUGAGAUGCCACGCCAUGCUGGAGUAGCUGAGCAGCAAGAAGAGCUUACCAUUCUCUAUCCUACAGCCCUGGUGACUGUGGAUGGUUUCAGUCUUUUCCAGUCACUCAGAGCUUGUAGGAAUCAGCUAGCUAAAGCUGCUGCCAGUGGUAGCGACAACAUACUACCACCACCUCUUGCCUAUAAGAAAUGGGGGUUGCAGCAACAAGAUGCCAUAGUGGACCACAUCAGCACAGGUGUUGUGACCAGUUAUUCCUUUGACCAGCUUCAUGCAGCGUCUACUCUAGGAGGAUACAAUGCAUCUAUAAAGAAAUCUCCCCCAAUCUGUCACAAGUAUAUCACAACAGGGGCCGGACCAUUCCUAGGAUUCUUCUAUGCUCUAGAGGGAAGUGCUCAACCUCUCUUCUCUGAUGUGGCUUUAGCUGUUGCCAGCAAGCUCAAGUCAGCCAUAUUCUCUGCUGCAAGUGGUUGGUUUGGAUUUGGUGGAAACAAGCAGACUACAGACACGCCAGCCCCUAGCAAGACGUCAAAGCCAAGAGUUGAACCUGCAAUAUCACUGCCAAUAAGGUUUGGGCUACCUGAUGUCCGUCGUCAUGGUGACACCAUCGUAUUAGCUCCUGGUAUGAGGUUAGCAGCCAGCACUGAUAGCUUUGGCAGGGUAUCUCUUAUUGAUGUCACUAGAGGUGUAGCAGUACGCAUGUGGAAAGGAUACCGUGAUGCCCAGUGUGGUUGGAUCCAAGUGAUAGAGGAUAUCCACAGAGAGCGUACAUCAGAGCAUGGCAGUAAGAGACCCAGACACAGUACAGACAGCAAGCAUGGACCUAGGGUAGCUCUGUUCUUAGUCAUCUAUGCACCUAGGAGAGGUAUCAUAGAGGUAUGGAACACACAGCAGGGACCACGGGUAGCAGCAUUCAAUGUGCCCAAGUCAUGCAGGCUUCUCUAUCCAGGAUAUGGUGUGAUGGGUCUCAACAGUCUCUCAGUUCAAGACUCACGCACCAGACCCCACAUGUUACAAUGCUGCCUGCUGGAGCCGAGUGGCCUGGUACGGACCUUCAAUGUUCCAUUCCAUCUAGCUCUGAGUGACAAGAACAGUAAGAGGGCUCAUGAUCUUCACCUCAUCAAGAAGCUAUCUAGUCUCUUACAUCAUCGAAGGUCACUCAAAGAGCCUAUUGUGGAGCCGAUUAGUAAGAUCCUUCAAGACUUGAAACUGACUGCAUAUAAACAACAGGCCCUCGACAAAGCCUUUUCAGCGAAGGGCAUGUCAUCUGAGGAGCUCUUUCACAUCAUCCGAGUGCUGAUAAACCAGCUUGGUGGGCAGGAUCCAAGCUGUAUGGACUAUGAGAGCAGACGUCUCCUGCAGUACUGUGGGUGUCAGGUCAAGCUCAUUGAGGCUUACAUCAAGAUACAAGGCCUGCUCGGGAAGGCUGAGACGAUGGAAGGAGGAGAGGAGAGGGUAGCAGCAAUGGAAAGGACCGAAGAAGGAGUGGAAGGGAAUGAGACUGGAGAAAGAGGGGUAGAAGACCCGAAAGAAGAAAGCGGUAGUGGAUCUAUAUCUAGAAUCACACCAAAGGAUCUGGCUUCAAAAUUGAAGCAGGAUUUGACUUCUGUCGAGUCUCUUCUGGAUGACCUCAGCUCCUACCUGUCAUCUUCGGGCCAAGCGAGGGUGCACUUCGCAUCUGACUACAGCAUGGACCCAGCUACAUUCCUGAGCUGCUUCAAGACUGUGGUGCAGAGAGCAAACAAGGAAGGAAAGGAGGAAGGGACAAUGCAAGGGGACGAAACAGAGGAGAAACAGGAAGAGAAUGAAGAGGAAGAAGUUACAGCACUCACUGAGGAGCUCAAGAUGAAAGUCACUUUCAAAGAGAAUCUUGCAGAAGAGAAACGUUUGACAUUAGGUAUGUACAUGUUCAAACCAUGUUUGGUUGACAGCUGUUCUUCAUAUGAGUUGUGUGAGGUGUUCAGAGAUACAGAGAUAGGAUCACAUGAUAUCAAAAUGCUUCUUCUUCAAGUCUGGCUCCAUAAUGAGAAUGAAUUCCUGAAGGAUCCUAUAACCACCACAGCCAACCUUCACUCCCUCAUGACAGAGGUGUCUGCUCCCACCAUGCCCUUCUCUCCUCGCCCCCUGGGCGGGGUCAACAUAUCCCCUGGGGAGAUGGAGAUCAUCCAUGGUCUGCUCUAUGAGACACGCCAUGUAUGCGGGGCGGAGGUGGCAGGGAUGGUGAUGAGGAGUCUGGUCAGUGAUAUAGACAGACACAAAGGAGCUGAUUACAAAGGUUUACUGGAUAGUGAUCAGAUGGAUGUGGAUGGAGAUCCUGUGACCACGCCCAGCUCAGAUCUGUCACCUGAUUGGGUGGAUGUGAGCAUGUGGGAGGUCCUUAUUGAACAGCUCCGAGAUCUCAUGGUGCUUCAGAGACUACUGCAGACCAAGCUUAACAAGGCAACAUCAAGCCGACUGCAAAAGGACUAUUCUCGUGGAUGGUCAAUAGAGGGCUCUCUUCCACCAAUUGAUGUCACUGUGCCUGACAUCUCAGUCAAACAUGUCAUGGAAGGUGGUAAAGGAAUCUUUGCUGAGAUGGUUGCUCGAUGGGUAGCUCACUACCGCAUUCCACCAGGCUUCUUGUCCAAGUGUUCAGUUAGUAGUCAUGCCUUGAACCUGAGCAGAGAGUCAAGUCGUGUUGACGACACUAAUGUUGAACAGGAUCAUGAUGAAACUGCUGCAAUAGAACAACUACAGGAGACCUUCCACACCUUGUGUUCUCGAUUCCCACAUAGCUUAGAUCAUGAUGUGCUACAGGCCCAUUGCACGUGGGAGUAUGUUGUACAGUGGAACAAAAAUCCAGAGAUUACAGGCUUCUUAGCAUGUGGACUUUAUCAUUUAAGAUCCAUUAGAAACCCAGUACUUCAACAUGGUGUGUCAAGUAUGAUGUGGCAUACUUUCAUGGUGAAGAAAGUUUCUGCAACCACAUUCCUGAUGGACAAAGUAGGGAAAGCCCCCAAAGACAGACUGUGUAGAAGGGAUGUAGGCUUGGGUGAGACAGCAAUUGGUAAAUUUCUUGGUUUUGCAACAGAUCUUCUGGACUGUAUAUAUCAGGUUGAAGCGGAAUCUUCAUUGACUCCCAUCUUCGAUGUAGAAGAUCUAUGGCAGCAUAUUCAAGGGCCCGCCCCCUUGGUAGAACUUGCUGUCAAUCAAACCCUUCCUAAUCACUCAUUGGUGGAUGUCCACAAGCAGCUUUGUACCAUCAUGCAUGCUGUCAUGACAUUCAGUAUCAAAUCAGUGAAGGUGUUGCAGUUCUUUGACUACAAAACCAAGAAUGCUUUUUUCAAGGCCCUGGGUACAACAUUCAUACCCUCCACCCAUGAGAUUGACUAUGGAUUAGUCAAAUUAAGGCAACAGUUCCUAUUACGUCUGGUGACAGCAGCCACCUUAACCCUCCCACCCAACCACCAGUCUGAACCAGACACCACCAGAAGAACCACCUCAGAUAGGAGAGAUAGCACUGUGUCCACUGAUGAGGGGGGUAACAUUGUACCCCUAGACAACCCUAAGAAGCUCCCUAAGACCCACCUGGCCUAUGUGUGGUGUAAUGUAGCCCAGCAGCUAGCCCUAGCUCUCAGGGUUGACUGUGACUAUGUGAAGAGGCAUUUUGUGUGUGAGCUUUACAAUAGUGGUUAUGAUGCUGUAGCUCAAGAGUUGGUAGUGACCGUAGCAGAGCAGACUGAGAUGGCAGUACAGCUGAUUCACAUCGUGGGUCAAAGGUUAGCCCAGGAGUUGAUUAUAGGAGCAGACUCUGUGACUGUAGAAAGACAAUCUAGACUACCACCAUCCCUAAUCACAUGGCUCAAAGCAUUGUCUGGAGAGAGCCUACGAUGUCCCCACCCACCUAUCUCUGAUACUGCUCAUCUUGCUGGUCAAGCUGUGGGACUAUUACCAGAUACACACAACCAGUAUGCACUAGCAUUACAACUCAUUGAAGCUGUAGGAUCAUUAACAUGAACAGGGACGUACAUAGCUUGGUGAGGAACCUGAUACUACAAGAAAUUGACAACCAGUAUGCCCUAGCAUUUACAACUCAUUGCAGUCGUGGGAUCAUGGACUUGAACACAAUCAUUCCAGAAACCACAAGAUACAACUAAUAUACUUGUAUCUUGAUUAAACAACUCAUGACCAAUGAAUAUGAAUUUGAAUUCAUUAGUAGUGAACUAAUCCAUUAGAUAACAGACAUGAGUGGGAUGAGAAAGGACCAGUUCAGAUUGAAGUUGAGUGUACUUAUACCCCAUUCACACUGCAAAACCAACCGCUAAUCUAACAAAUCUUUGCUCUUCAGAGUGAUGUAUGUUUGUUGUUGUUCGGUCUGAUAGUUGGUGAGGUGUCCGUCUCAUAUCGGUCUCAAUGGUAUGACUUGGGUAAUAUUGCUUAUGUACUUAAUUUCUAUAUUUAGCCCUGUCUCAAUCAAAUGGGUACUGACAUUUAAUGUCACCAUCUAAGAGAUGUGACUCGGUAUAAAACUCUAGGCAAACAGGAGAGUUGACUACUAGUCCAGACCAAGUCACAUCUGCCCAAGAAUGUUCAUAAUGUGUAAUCAGUGACUCAAUGCUUUCAGUGUCCUGGAUCUCAUAAUGAUAACAUACUGCUUAUGGCACUGCAGAUGACACUGCUGCAAUAUGACCAUAUUGGGCCAUUCUCUCUGUCUCUUAAUGGAUAUAGAUAUCAUCAUGCUGAAUAAUGCUGUAUCUCACUUCAAAGUGACUGAAAUUGUUUUCCUUUUACCUG
This is a messenger RNA of Strongylocentrotus purpuratus (purple sea urchin), 5461 nucleotides long. RefSeq names its product rab3 GTPase-activating protein non-catalytic subunit (gene rab3gap2). Lineage: Eukaryota; Metazoa; Echinodermata; Echinoidea; Camarodonta; Strongylocentrotidae. The transcript is spliced from 30 exons. Gene Ontology annotation, biological process: regulation of GTPase activity. The coding region runs from base 92 to 4684 and encodes 1530 amino acids. The record is from RefSeq and is a predicted model, not a curated record.